UGCAGCCUAUAAUCUGCACUUCAUGCUUCUUACAUCGUGAAACGACAAAUGGGGCGAAAUGGGCGAAACAACUUGUUGCUAAUUUAUACCGAUUUAUACUUAUAUUCCUGUGAUUUCAAAUACCAAAUUGAACUUCGUAUUUUAUAUUCAUACUGUCAGAGUCAGACUGUCAGUCAUUCCAACAACUCAACAAGUUUACUUAGCCGCUCAGUCACUUUCCAUCCAUUAGAUCUUCAUGCUGUCAAAAGCCUAAAACUCAUGUUUGAAGCACACAUAUUGUGCUUGUUUAUAGUGGAAUAAAAAUGUGCCGAGAUAAGGAUCUUUUCUGAAUCUUGCAGUUUGGUGGUGUAACCUGCAACAGCAUGUUUGUUGUUAUGGCUGUUUCUACUUCUGUUUAAGAGGCAACCCAGCUGAGGCUGAGGGAUAGGCAUUCAAAAACUGAAAGGAGAGUUAAGUUCAGUGGCUCGAGUGGCCCACGAGAGAAACCCGUAUCAAUGAAAAACGUAGGGCUGCCGUCCAAUCCGAGAGUGCGCCAACAACCAUCAAGAGAAGUACGCGUUGAAGACAGCCGAUGUGCUAAUAAGAGAGUUCAGUUCAGAGAUCCACUAGAGGAAUUCGAAACCAACGAACUUCACGUGAAUUAUUUUCCGAAGAUUUUCACCAAGAGUAUUCUGUUGGAAAUGUUUCAAGAGUACGGGAUUAUCACUCGCAUCGUAAUCAAAAAACAUUUUGCUUUUGUACACUUCGAAAAGAACAAAGAUGCUCUAAAAGCAAUGGAACGUCUGAACAAUCAACGCAUGUUCGGUGCCAUUUUGAAGGUGUCGCCGGCCAGGCGUACACUUCCCAAAUUGGCCCAGCCAAAUUCCAUCCUUCGCGGUAGCUCUGGUUUUACUGCUGAUGUAAACGUGCCGUCCAGAUCUGGAAUGCCUAGCACUAGCCGUGAAACUAAUUACGACUCUUCAAAGUAG
Messenger RNA from Daphnia pulicaria, 968 nucleotides. Its product is annotated as RNA-binding protein 4.1-like. The record is from RefSeq and is a predicted model, not a curated record. The transcript has 7 exons. The coding region runs from base 495 to 968 and encodes 157 amino acids. Gene Ontology annotation, cellular component: cytoplasm; nucleus; ribonucleoprotein complex. Gene Ontology annotation, molecular function: mRNA binding. NCBI's taxonomy places the organism in Eukaryota, Metazoa, Arthropoda, Branchiopoda, Diplostraca, Daphniidae.